Messenger RNA from Acanthoscelides obtectus, 1870 nucleotides. Lineage: Eukaryota; Metazoa; Arthropoda; Insecta; Coleoptera; Chrysomelidae. The record is from the annotation of a GenBank genome assembly.
CGUCCGUCAACAAGUCCACGUUCACGAGCUUGUACUAUAGUGUGUGAGAAAUUAUGCGGACACAUCCUUCAAAGACGGCAACUGCAAGUGGCAAAAAUCUGCAUCUGCGACCUGCAUUUGUCCAAGUGAAUAUUCCAGGUUUCGCGUAAACAACAAUGCACCGAUGCAUCGAUGUGGGGGACACGUCGCAGCAUUGCCAUUUGCAAAUGUUGCUGUAACAACGUCAAGAAGAUGCACCUUAUGUGUAGAGGGAGGUAAUCAUUGAGCAUAUAUAUGUAUGGUGUGUAUAUUUCCACUAUAAAUACUGGAAGCUGUUAUAAUCAGUGCUGCUGCCUGUCAUUUUGUGUGUGGGAUAAACAUGGAUUGGCUAAGGGUAGCACUGCUAAGUGUAUGCGUCUACACGACGUAUGGAAAACCUCAAGGAAGUCCCCAGGAAAUCAAAAUCAUUAGUCAAACAAACGAAAUUGGUGCAGAUGGUGGUUAUAAAUGGAGCUAUGAAACAGAGAACGGGAUCAAGGCCGACGAAACAGGCACCAUCAAGAAAACCAGCGACGCCGAAAACCCAGAAGUGAUCGUAGCUCAAGGAUCCUACUCCUACACAGACAAGGAAGGCAACCAGAUAUCUUUAACCUACGUAGCAGACGACGAGGGUGGGUUCCAACCACAAGGGGCGCAUCUACCCACACCACCACCGAUCCCUCCAAAUAUCCAGAAGGCCUUGGACUGGAUCGCUUCUCAACCAUCUACGACGGAAAAGGCGGGACGAAGAAGACGGAAAUAGAUAAAGACGGAAAGUUUAGAGCCCAAACACAGGUUGCCAAUUGCUCAAUACUUGGUUAAUACAUCUGGUAUGCAAGAAGUAGCGCGAAAGUAUGUUUAAAUAAUAGAAUAGGUAAUUUGAGAAAAAGGGAAACGAAAAGAGAAGAAAUGAAGCUCUGUUGCUUUUCACUACACACAACCAAUUGGGAGCCUGAGCGAGGCAGCGAUGCAAAGAGACAUGUCUCAUGAUCUUUUAUAUACUUCCCAAAUACGUUUGAGCUAUUUCUUGCCUAGUGUGUUAAGGUCCUUAUCCAUUAUGCUGUAUCAUACUAGUAUCAUACCAGGAUCCUACUAUGGAUCUUAGUCAUCAUGUUACGUAUAGUAAGAGCCGGGUUUCAGUGCAACUGCCUGACUUUGACAGUUCUAGUGUAUAUUCUCCACUAGAUCUCAUUGGUCAGCUAGAAAUGAGAAAGAGAUCAGGGUCGGGUAACAGCGCAUAGUGGUACAUGCAACGGUUGGAGAUAUGAUCCAGCCCAUUUUGGGACAGAUGUUGUAUGGAGGAUCUGUCGACGAAUUUGGCUAGAGCUGUUGAUUCUCAACAAGCACUCACACGCAGCGACUUUUGAAUGUUGCUACCGUACCGUUGACAGCUCUGUCGUUUCAGUUGAUUGACGGACUCGAUCAAUUUUUGAUACUUUAUAAUUAAAAAAUAAUCUUAAACCGUGAUUAGUAACUCGGUAGCAUGCUGAUGAGGAAAAAUGUCAGAACCUAUUCCUCACCAGCAAAAUACGCUAUGCGCAGAACACGCUCUGGUGUAGUGGGCAUUGCCUCAUAUGAUAACACGCAAAGGAUACUGGUCGGACCGGAUACAAUCCUAGUAUGACACGGAACAAUGGGUAUGGACCUUUAGUCAGGUAUUACUGCGGUAUUAACGUGUGUUCGGGCUCGCACGGUCUCGCUGUGACAACCUCCAAAUUGACUCUGUGAUACUCUCAACUUGACACAUGCUAUACGAAAUAUGGCGAACGAUUUAUGUUAUACACUGGUCUCCUUAUUAUUUAUACACUCUGUAUGAUAUGUAAUAUAGAAGCUUUGUAUUCUGCAAUCAGAA